AUGGAGUCAAAUCAGUCCCUUCCCAGCCCUUCCGUUGGAGCGACAUCCAGGUUCGCCCCUCGUCGCUCAGGCUCAACGCCGCUUCAGCGGGACAAUCCUUCUGAAAUCCCUGGAGGCGAUAUAUACCGUGGCGCACUCCCCCAACUCCCAGAAGCGAUGGUACGCGUCCGUUCGCCUAACGUAGCCUCGAGCGGGCAUUCGUCCUCUUCAUCCGCGUCCACCGGAUUAGUGGCAAGAGCAAUCGCUGCCGUUGUGGAGCUUGCAAUCUCUCGUUGGGCCCGACCAUCUGCCUCCACAUCUAGCUCAUCCUCUACCACUUCUUCUACACUCUCAACCACCACGCGGAGGCCUCCUAGACGACGUCGUCGUUCCAGUACCGGCGCCUCUACCGUUAACAUCGAUCCAGAACAGCGCGCACUCGCACGCCAAGCCCUUGAGAACGUUCGACGGAUCCCGCGGGAAUUCAGCCUGCUUCUACCGACGGCUCCCGGAGUACCGUCUCAAGAUAUAUUGUCCUCAGUUCCCGGUAGCCAUCUAGCGCCUCAGCAAGACUCUGCUUCUCAGCUGAUUGAAACGACCUCGCUACCCCUUAUAUUGUCCAGUAUCGAGCAGGCUCUCCGUGAUACUAAUAGCCUUCGCCGUGAGCAGCACAAGUCCUUUAGAACGAAAUUUUGCCUCCAUCGAGCCAAGCCUACACGUGCAAAUUCCCUGCCGGCAGCCAUUGUGCAGUCUCCUGCCGAAUCUUCCCACGGAUGUGGAGAAAAGGCAUCUGAGGGCGGAGCUACGUCGCCACUGGUCAGCUCACGAAGCUCAGUGCCCCCAGUAACCGUGGCCCUAACUAAGUCAAUGUCGCCCGCGUCAACGGAUCCAGUGCCCGCGGUGAAGAGCGAAGGACGUCACGCUGAGAAGCCCUCGUCGAAACGUCACCAUUCUAGGCCCCUCAUUCGUGCGGGUAUCGGGACGGAUAACUUUUUGAACCCGAAUCGAGGCAUUCGAAGACCUGCCACAGGGAAUCGCUCCAGCAGCACUCCACAUCUACAACCAGAAGUCGACUCGAUUAAUUCAUGGCAGCAAGCAUGGUGGCUCGAUGUGGCAUCUCCUACUUGGGAAGAUAUGCGUAUGCUUGGCACACUGCUUCAUCUGCACCCACUUACAUUAGAAGAUAUUUUGCAGCAAGACCCACGGGAAAAAGUGGAGUUUUUCCCUCGCUUGGGUUAUUAUUUCGUUGUUAUUCGUUGCCUAGAUUUAAAUAAGUAUCUGGCUGAGAGGGAUCGUGAACCAUUAGGCGAUGGUGGUCAACCUCAAUACGAGGAGGAUAUUCCUAAUGUGACAAAUGCUUAUAUCACCGUCUUUAGAGAAGGGAUUUGUUCGUUCCAUUUUUCGGAUUUGUCGGAACAUGUCAAUAGAGUUAGAAAUAAAAUUUUACACAUGGAUACCACAAUCAUGACAUCAGACCUUAUCGCCCAUGGCUUGAUGGAUUCCAUUGUUGAUGCUUUCAUUCCUGUCAUCAAGCGCAUGGGCUCUGAGGUGGAAAAUGUCGAUAGGCUUGUCGCCAGAGUGCAAGAUGAGGAUCAAGUGCUUCGUGACUGGAAAACUGCACUUCAACCCGCCGAGGUUACACAACAAGUUGCAACUCCGCCUCGUGAGGCUGAGCCCGAAGCGAUUGAGGUCUUUGAUUUUAACGAGAAAAGGACGGAGUCACUUUCAACACCAUCCACUUCUCAACCUCCUCAUCCCGCUUGGGAUCGUGCAUGGCGGCGUUUGUCCACAAUAAUGAAAUAUCUGUUUCGCCAUGUCAGCUGUUACGUCGCCUCUUUUGGGACCGCUUGUGUGCACAGGAUCCAGAAACUUUGGCGGAGGCUUGUUUCUGCACACAUGACUGGUCGGCCAAAGGGGCGUGCUGUCAAGUUGGCGAGAACAAAGACCCUCACAAGGAUGUCUCAGACUAGGCGGACCGUGACGUUCCUCAUAAAGCUCCUUGCCCCGAAGAUCGAGGCACUUGGGAUACUGAGGACAAGGCUCAAGGCUGUCGCAGAAUUAGGAGCGCACUUAGACGACGUCCAAGACCAUCUCUUGACAAUGCAACAGUCUUUGGUGUAUUACGAAAGAGUAUUGACCCACUCUCAGCCAACAUACCUCUUGGGACUUCGAGUGAGCCUUGCUCAGGCUACGAAUCGAGCAGAUACGACACUCUGGAAGCUUAGUGUUCUCCUGACAGCGGAUUACGGCAUGCAGGUAGUCAUUGGUGCGUCUCCCUCCCUAAGUAUGAGCGAUUGA
Molecule: messenger RNA, 2277 nt
Organism: Cantharellus anzutake
Lineage: Eukaryota; Fungi; Basidiomycota; Agaricomycetes; Cantharellales; Hydnaceae
Exons: 5
Coding region: 1-2277 (758 amino acids)
Biological process (GO): transmembrane transport; metal ion transport; intracellular magnesium ion homeostasis
Cellular component (GO): plasma membrane
Molecular function (GO): magnesium ion transmembrane transporter activity
Source: RefSeq, a predicted model, not a curated record